Molecule: messenger RNA, 5758 nt
Organism: Toxorhynchites rutilus septentrionalis
Lineage: Eukaryota; Metazoa; Arthropoda; Insecta; Diptera; Culicidae
Gene: Ptr
Product: patched domain-containing protein 3
Exons: 9
Coding region: 1010-4480 (1156 amino acids)
Cellular component (GO): plasma membrane; cytoplasmic vesicle membrane
Source: RefSeq, a predicted model, not a curated record
AGUUGGCCAGUUUCGAACUACCAGUUGCUGCGCGCGCACGGUUUUCAAGCGUUCUGUUUCGUGAUCGUGGUUUGUAAUCGUUUGAGUCUCAGACUUCAUCUCCCUUUUUUUCGCGUCCAUUUGGGGUGGUGAAAAAUUGGAAACCAUAACUCCAAGGAAAACUAACGAUUGAUUCAUUUGCCAGCUGGUUUUGCAUAAUAACGAACCAUUCUGGGCCUUCGAUGGUCUUCAAGUGUUAAGUGUUUAACUGUCGUCGUCGUCGCCAAUUGAUGAGGUGUUUUUCGUUGUUGUUGUUUGUGUUUUGAGGCACUUUCUAUUUGGGCGGAUUUGUACGCGACGAGACCAGUAAGUGAGGGGUUCCAAAAUGGGCACUUGAAGUAAGUGUUCACGUGGUUUGUGCAGGAGGGCGAUGUGUAAAAACAUCCUUCUGGGCCGGAUUAACCUGUCGAAGAGAAAGGUGGUUCUUUGACUGUAGAAAAGAUCGUUAACUCUCACAAGCUGCUUCAGGAUUGGAGGGAGAAAUUAUCCCAGUGUUUAUGAUCUAGUUUAUUGUUUUACCACCGCGCUGAAGAAGAAAUUUGGCAAUAUUUUUUUUAUUUUGCACUGGCAGCAAAAAAAAAGUGAAAAGCGAAGUGAGUUUUUUGUUCGUUCGUUUGUUACAUCAAUUUACCGUGAAGACGAGUGCAAUUUAAGAAUUUUACGAUUUCUAGUUUUGUCUCGAAUGUUAGUGAGAAAUACGCCAGGUAUCAUUUACCUUCGAGCUAAUGUGUCGGAUUGCCGGAUUAAUACUGUCUGUUUGUCUGUCUGUCUGUGACCAACUGUGUGUUUGUGUGGAGUGGUGAGUGGUGAAGGAGCAAAAAGGAAACGAGCAGAGAACCGAUUAAGGAGUUGCUUCGAUAGAUAGAGGAAUUUUACGACCUUACUACGACUACGAGUUUCGAUUUUGGUGAACCCAUCUUUGAGCGUCCAGCUGGAGAAGAGGCAUAUUACAAAAAAAAACAUUACCAAGAUGACUUGUGGGAUUUCAUGUGUGGACAGCGCCCUGAAUCGAUCCUUUUUCAAGCUUGGUUCCUUCAUCGGGCGCCACCCGGGCUACUUCCUAAUCGUGCCAGUGCUGCUGACGUUCCUGUGUAUGACUGGCUAUCAACAGAUCAAAUACGAAAUUGAUCCAGAAUACCUGUUCUCGCCAAUACACGGCGAAGGGAAAUCAGAGCGUGCCAUCGUCGAGAAUUACUUCAAGGUCAACUACACACAUCGCUUCAAUGUGGGCCGCAUCACCAGACCGGGACGCUUCGGUCGGGUAAUUAUCGUCGCGAAGGAUGGAAACAAGAAUCUGCUACGAGGUGAGGUUUGGAAGGAGCUCCGGCUGCUGGAUGGAAUCAUCCAAAAUGCAACCGUCCACUUCGACGGGGACACAUUCACCUAUCGGGAUGCAUGCGCCCGGUGGGAAAACGAAUGCUUCACCAACGACAUCCUCAACCUGGAUCAAAUCAUCGACGAUGUGGAAGCGGGUGAGCUGAACCUCACCUUCCCGGUUAUGUUCAACCCGGUCACGUGGGACGCGCACGUUUUCCCGGUGUUUUUCGGCGGGACGCAGGUGUCUGAGGACAACAUCAUCAUCUCGGUGCCGUCGCUCCAGAUGGUGUACUUUGUGACGGCGGACUCCAAGCGGCAGGACGUGCGCGGUGCCGAGUGGGAGGAAGCGUUCCUAGAUGCGGUCGGUUACGCGGAAGAUAACGGCGUGUUCAAGCACAUCUCGGUCGCUCGGUUCGCGUCGCGUACGCUCGAUCACGAACUCGAAAAAAACACGCGAACGGUCGUGCCGUACUUCGGGUCGACCUUCAUUUUGAUGGCGGUUUUCAGUGUUGUGACGUGCAUGAUGGGUGACGUGGUCCGUUCGAAGCCUUGGCUCGGUCUUAUGGGAAAUAUCUCGGCGGUAAUGGCGACGCUGGCUGCCUUCGGACUGGCCAUGUACCUUGGCAUCGAAUUCAUCGGCAUCAAUUUGGCGGCACCGUUCCUCAUGAUCGGUAUCGGUAUCGACGACACGUUCGUAAUGCUAGCCGCCUGGAGGCGAACCUCGGUGAAGUUGUCGGUGCCGGAGCGCAUGGGCCACACCAUGUCCGAGGCGGCCGUCUCGAUCACCAUCACCUCCCUGACGGACAUGAUCUCCUUCUGGAUCGGCAUAGCGAGUCCUUUCCCCUCGGUGAGGAUCUUCUGCAUGUACAGCGGGUUCGCGGUGUGCUUCACCUUCCUAUGGCACGUGACUUUCUUCGCCGGAUGUAUGGCGGUCUCGGGGUACUGCGAGCAAAAAAAUCAACACGCCAUAUUCGGCUACAAGGUGCUGCCAGAAUCGGUCGCCAUCAAAGAGAAGCGCUCGUGGUUGUAUCGCAAGCUCAACACCGGCGGAAUCAACCGCGACGACCCGGACAACCCGAUCGACAACAAGGAGCACAUGCUGAUGAAGUUCUUCCGUGACAACGUCGCCCGCAUCUUGAACAAAGGCUGGGUGAAGGCCCUGAUCAUCCUCGUGUUUGCCGGUUAUCUCGCCGGAGCCUGCUUCGGGCUGACCAAGAUCGAAGAAGGACUCGAGCGGAGGAAGCUCUCCAAGGCGGACUCGUACUCGGUGAAGUUCUUCGACCUGGAAGACGAAUACUAUCGCGAAUUUCCGUACCGAAUUCAGGUGAUCAUAACUGGGGAUUUAAACUAUUCCGAUCCGACCACCCAGAUGCAGAUCGAAGAUCUAAUGCAAUCGCUAGAGAACACCACAUACAUCACAUCGCCGCUGUAUAGUGAAUCCUGGCUUCGGUCGUUCGUUUCGUACGUGGAGAGGAAUAAUGAUUAUCUGAAUCUUACCCUGGAUAGUGAGCAGGCGUUUAUCGACGCGCUGAAAGAGAUCUGGUUAUUCCCAGCGAAUCCAUUCUCUUUGGAUGUAAAGUUCAACGAAAACAGCACCCGUAUUCUAGCAUCGCGAUUCAUGAUUCAGGCGAUCAACAUCACAGAUACAAAUCACGAGAAGAUCAUGGUGAAGGAUCUGCGGCAGAUAUGCAAGGACUCCCCGCUGAACGCGACCGUAUUCCAUCCGUAUUUUGUUUUCUUCGAUCAGUUCGAACUGGUGCGACCUACUUCUAUCCAAUCGAUGAUCGUCGGAGCGCUGAUAAUGAUGUUGAUUUCGUUCAUAUUCAUACCGAACUUCCUGUGCUCGCUGUGGGUGGCAUUCUCGGUCGUUAGCAUUGAGCUGGGUGUCGCCGGUUAUAUGAGUCUGUGGGAUGUCAAUCUGGAUUCAAUUUCGAUGAUAAAUCUGAUAAUGUGUAUUGGAUUUUCGAUUGAUUUUACAGCCCAUAUUUGCUACACUUACAUGUCCAGCAAGGCUCGCACUCCAGACGCGAAAGUACGGGAGGCCCUCUACAGCCUAGGAAUGCCGAUUGUUCAAGGAAGCGUUAGCACGAUUCUGGGAGUGGUAGCUUUGCUGCUAGCGGAUAGUUAUAUAUUCUUGGUGUUCUUCAAAAUGGUGUUUCUGGUGAUAUUCUUCGGAGCAAUGCAUGGCUUAUUCCUGCUCCCAGUUUUGCUGUCACUGUUCGGGCCGGGGUCAUGCACUUCGCAUCCUGACGAUGAGCACAAAAUGUCUUCUGUUGAGAAAGCCUAUCCACACCCUUACUGUAUAUCACAUCCGCAGCUGGCGUUAACGGGUGCAUUUGGAAGUAAGAGCUUUCUCGGCACCCCAUAUAAGGCCUACGGUGACGAGAAGGACUUAGGCCUAGGAACAUCCGGUGAAGAUUCGAGUGAAAGUUCGAGCAGCAAGUCCCAGCGAAGACAGGCCUUGGAGGAUGAGAAUACGAGGAGGAGGUAUGAGGAGGGUUGGAGAAGAUCUACCCAUAAUCUUACUGGACAGAGCCAGUUUCAGCCUGUUCUAGAUUUGUAUGGACAGGAUUCGACCGCAUGGCCUAAACCGGGAGCAAAAGUUCCCAUGAAGAUUGCUAAUGCUCGGUAUGGCUACGAUGACAUGCUAGCCAUAGACCAAGGGCAGGCGAACAGACGAUACAACUACGAAGCCGAUCGCGAACGAGAGCGACGGAAAUCCGAAGACAACCGAAUUCGUAAACCUCGCUACGAAGAUAACCGAACAUUCGAGAAUGAUGAGCCAGCCGAUGAUGACUAUCAGCACACGAACCGAUACUACAUGUAUGACAGCAGCCAUGUGAAGCGCAUGUCCAACAAUAGUAACAAUAGUGGCAGUGACAGCAACAAUAGCAGCAACGUUCGCAGGAAGUAUUCGGAUGAGGUAGAUAACGGUAAACAUCGGCGCUUUAGCGAUGAGCGUCGACCUCGUAAGUAUACUCCUCCGGAAGGUAUUUACAAGCAGAACCCGCACCGCUCAUCCUCGCAGCACAAUCUAUACUAUCCCCGACAGCCACCCCAGCGGACGACUUCCCAGAGCAGUCUGCACCAGCUGCGGCAUAUGGGCGAUAUGAGAUUUCCUUGAAAGCUAGAUUUUAUCUAUUUGGUAAACGGUAGCAGCGGGUUGAUAAUUUAGCAGCCUAGAACUUUAAGUAGGAAAUUAAAAGAGGCAUCAUUCGUCGCUCUUCCUAUUCAUUUUUUGUUUAUCCAUUUUGAUAGACCCUAUGACUACUUCAUUCUUGCUCAAACCUUCACUAGUUAUACAUGUUUAGUUUGUACCGAUGAUUGUUAUCAUGACUGAUGCGAUGAGUUGCGGAGGGGAUCAUUUCCGGAAACUAUUGACUACCAAAAAAAAACAGUCAUAAAACUACCAAAAAAAUUCAACGAAAAUGCUUUCGACAUUUCCUAGAAAAUUGAAGCUUUCUUCGAAUAUGUCGUGACACUUUCCCAACGCUAUAGCAUUCUCCGACGGGUGGAUCUGAUACUCCGGAGCGCAGCAUCACUUCCAGAAACCUGCUCCCUCUCUCUCCCUCAAUAAAAUCUCUUAAUCGCAUCUUAUUGUAUUAUAUGUAAUAGAGCCAAGUUAACUGCGUGAGCGUGAUUAUAAAUAACUUGACUUGAUUUGCACGCGCGUUCGAGCGGUUCUGUAUGUUUGCGUGUGUGUUUGUGUGGAUGCUGUACGUGUGCGUGCGCUUUAGUGUGAUGAAAAAAAUAAUAUUGUUUGCGCCCUCAUCUAACUUAACUAAAAGAAAUAUAAUGCAAUAGUGGGAAACAGAAAGUGUGUUAUUUAAUUUAAUCGUAUACAGUAGUAACAAGCCAAGAUUAGUGGCAAGAGGCAAUUUCGGUCCGUGAUGAACUUCCGCCAGAAUGAAACCGAAAGAGGAAAACAGGCAAACAUUCGAGGAAGGCAGCGAAAGGCAGGAAAAUGAACACUCUCCACGAGGUUCAACAGUCGAGUGUGACUAGAGAUGCACGAGAAGGAAUGUGCUCUACAUUAUGUUGAUUAGGUUUAGGCGUAAUUAGAUCAACGAAAGGCGCGUCCGAUGCGAUCAAGAAUCGGACCAGCGGAAGGACUCGCCUUCAACGCUUAUUGGCGUAUCGAAGCGGACGCUCAUCGAGUUUAAUAUUAUUUAUCGUAAGAUUUGGAAACUAUAGUAUGUGUUGUUAAGGGAAUUUGCAGUGGAAAGACAAAAACAAAACGAAAUCAUUCAUAGUGUAUCAUAUAACGAAUAAAAAAAAACUACUAGAUAGGAAAAAUGUGAGUUUUUAGGUAUAUACUUUUGUAAUUAUUAUUAUCAGUUUUUUUUUCGAUUUAGAAUAUUUUGUGCGAUACUAUUGAAAAAUAUAUAUUUUUUGAAACGAA